AUGAAGGUCAAGAUUGUUAUCGAUGGAAGAAGGCACCCUUUGGAAGUUCCAGAUGAUGCCACUGUUUUAGACCUAAAAAAGAAAGUCCAUGAGAUAUUUGAUAUUUCUGCAGGGAAAAAGCAAGAAUUCUUUUUCAAUGGAUUGGUGUUACAAGAUCGAAGAACAUUGGAAAGUUAUCUAGUUGAUAAUGAAUCCGAAAUUGAACUCCGAAUAUAUUACAGUGUGUGGAUCAUCAGUCAACGAAACCGCAAAGAGAAAUACCAGUUAAAAGUGCAUAAGAAUAAUUUUGUUUGGGACUUGAAGCAGAACCUCCAUGUAAAUUAUGGUUUAGAUAUUACAAAUAUGAGACUCCAAAUCAAGCCAAAUUCUGACCUUGAUGAUCGUACUUUAUUGUGGGCUAAUGACAUUACUGAUGGCACUAAAAUUGUUAUAGCUCAAUCAUGA
Molecule: messenger RNA, 444 nt
Organism: Dovyalis caffra
Lineage: Eukaryota; Viridiplantae; Streptophyta; Magnoliopsida; Malpighiales; Salicaceae
Source: the annotation of a GenBank genome assembly